Carassius gibelio (silver crucian carp) is the source of this 7328-nucleotide messenger RNA. Its product is annotated as small G protein signaling modulator 1. Gene Ontology annotation, biological process: activation of GTPase activity. Lineage: Eukaryota; Metazoa; Chordata; Actinopteri; Cypriniformes; Cyprinidae. The record is from RefSeq and is a predicted model, not a curated record. The transcript has 27 exons. The coding region runs from base 43 to 4266 and encodes 1407 amino acids. Gene Ontology annotation, molecular function: GTPase activator activity.
GCGUCAGUGGAGCGAGGAGCGCACGAGCUCAAAACCACAAUAAUGGCAACCACAACCGCAGAAGCCGAGACCCGUCAAAGACUGCUGCGAAACGUGAAGAAGGAGGUCAAGCAGAUCAUGGAGGAAGCAGUCACAAGGAAGUUUGUUCAUGAAGACAGCAGCCAUAUUGUUUCCUUCUGUGCUGCUGUUGAAGCCUGUGUGCUUCAUGGGUUGAAGCGGAGAGCUGCUGGUUUCUUGCGAAGCAACAAGAUAGCUGCGCUCUUCACCAAAGUGGGCAAAAGCUUCCCUCCAGCUGAAGAGCUGUGCAGAAAAGCCCAGGAGCUGGAACUGGUCUUUGAGAGCAAACGAAGUCAGUCUCUCUCAUACAGCGAAAGCACCCGUAAGAUGCCCAAAGUCCUAAACUUCUCACCUCAGGCCGUCAGACAUGUGUGGAUCCACACCGCACUCAUUGAGAAAGUGCUAGACAAGAUCGUGCUGUACCUGGUGGAAAACAGCAGUAAGUUUUAUGAGAAGGAAGCUAUCCUAAUGGACCCUGUGGAUGGCCCUAUCCUUGCCUCUUUGUUAGUGGGCCCAUGUGCAUUGGAGUACACUAAAAUGAAGACGGCAGAUCAUUUCUGGACGGAUCCUUCAGCUGACGAGUUGGUGCAAAGGCAUCGUAUUCACAGUGGCCAUUGCCGACAAGACUCUCCUACAAAGAGACCUGCCCUCUGUAUUCAGAAAAGACACUCCAGUAGUAGUAUGGAUGAAAGGCCAUCUCCCUCCCCCUCUGCCAGAGACUACGUGGAGUCUCUUCAUCAGAAUUCCAGAGCGACCCUCCUGUUCGGCAAGAACAACGUUCUGGUGCAGCCGAGGGAUGAUAUGGAAGCAAUCCCAGGGUACCUCUCUCUCCACCAGACGGCUGACUGCAUGACUCUGAAAUGGACGCCAAAUCAGCUAAUGAACGGCUCCAUGGGAGAUCUCGACUAUGAGAAGAGUGUUUACUGGGACUAUGCCAUGACCAUCCGCCUGGAGGAGAUUGUGUACUUGCACUGUCAUCAGCAGGUGGACUGUGGGGGAACAGUGGUUCUGGUUAGUCAGGAUGGGAUUCAAAGGCCACCGCUUCGUUUUCCCCGCGGUGGUCACCUCCUACAGUUCCUCUCCUGUCUGGAAAAUGGGCUGCUGCCUCACGGACAGUUAGACCCGCCGCUUUGGUCCCAGAGAGGAAAGGGUAAAAUAUUUCCUAAGCUAAAGAAGAGAUGUCCACAGGGAUCCUCAGACUCUGUCUCAGACAAAGAAGAGGAAGAAGCAACCGAUUAUGUCUUCCGCAUUGUUUUCCCAAACAGCCAGUCAGAAUUUGUGACUUUUACCCAGUCCUCCCAUCUCUCACUGGGUACUGUCCGCCUGGCCCGAUCUCUCUCCCUGAACUCGAGAGGGCUGUGUCUUCCUAAACGGCAGACGCUGGUGAUGCCAAAGCGCCACUGCAGCUCCCCGGGAGAGUCUCCAUCCUCCCCUGAGCUCAGCUUGGCACCAGAAUUGAUGGAUCAGGGAUCAAACAUGUGGCACCCAACACCAAGGAAAUCAUCUUGCUCUUCCUGCUCACAGAGUAGUUUCUCUGAUGGAGCACCGCCCAAUGGAUGCAAUCAUGAAAGGGCCCCUCUGAAGUUGCUGUGUGACAACAUGAAGAACCAAAUCAUCUCUCGGGCUUUCUAUGGAUGGCUGGCGUACUGCCGUCACCUGUCCACGGUACGCACUCACCUGUCUGGCCUUGUCAAUCACUCUAUUGUGGAGCCAGAUGUGCCCAGUGAUGCCUAUGGAGGCCUCACGACAGAAGUGUGGCAGAAGUUUCUUCAAGAUUGCAGUACUAUUGAGGAGAAGGAGUUGCUGCGGCUAGUUUAUUUCGGUGGAGUUGAGCCUUCUUUGCGAAAGGAGGUCUGGCCUUUCCUGCUGGGUCAUUACCAAUUUGGGAUGUCUGAGGCUGACAGAAAAGAGGUGGAUGAGCAGAUGCGGGCAAGCUACGAGCAGACAAUGAGCGAAUGGCUGCGGUGUGAGGCCAUUGUUAGACAGAGAGAAAAAGAACAGCACGCUGUGGCGUUAGCCAAGUGUUCGUCUGGGGCGAGUAUAGACAGCGUCACACAGAGAAUAAUGCACCGUGACUCCACCGUCAGUAAUGAGUCCUCGCAGAGCUGUAGUUCAGGCAGGCAAAGAGAUUCCAGGCUGCAGAGCGACUCCAGCAGCAGUACUCAAUUCUUCACUUCCCAAAACCCCUUCCCCUGGAGUAGCUUUCUUCCGUUUGGUUUGUUUUUCCAGGUGUUUGAGUCUGUAGAAGAAGUCGACCAGAUCGAGUCCGAACCCAAGUGUGAAGACGCAAAACAGGUUUCCAAAAUCUCAAAUGGAACACCGCAAAAUGGCACAAGUUCUCCAGACUCCGGUCUACCCUCUUCCAGAAACUUCUCCAUUACUUCUGGUCACUCAGACUCUUUGAGCACAGAGGACAGUGGGAUACAUGACCCAAGCCUUAAAGCUCAACCACAGCUAGCAGUAUCAAAGGAGAGAUUUGCGAGUUCAUCUGGUGAGGUGACUGAGGAAGAGAAAAGCAAGAAGGCCACAGAGAGCCUUUCCGAUAAAAUGUCAGAGGUGGAGACUGAGGGGCUGAGGAUGGCUCGAGAUGCCUUUGAGGCUCCUGCAGCAGUUCGCAGCCACAUGACCAAAAUGGAAGCGGGCGACUCUCCAGAGAGGACUUUGACAUCAGAAAAUGAAGCACUGGCAGAAAUUCCCAAAGUGACAGAGGUCGAGGAAUCCACUCCUUCAGAGCAGAAGAUGAAUGAGAAUCCGGUAAGUGUGGACACUGAAAGGUCCCACAUGGGAAUUAAAGAUAUCAUAGCAAUCCCAGAGGAACCUUUGGCAACAAAAGAUCAUAAGGUAUCAGAUGCACUUGAGCAUAAGGUUAUAGCUGACAUACUGGUGUCUGUUUCAAAGGACGAUGAUACAGAGAAAGAAACCAAUCAAUUAAACAAAGCUAAAGACCACAAGACAUGCAUAGAUGACGCCAAUGAUUUUAGUGGCACACAAAGAGCUUUAAAACCAAGUGAUGAGAAAGAAAACAAGACCAGUGAGUUACCCAGUGGAGCUGGAACAACAGUAAAGAGGAAAGCAACAUCAUUUCUCCCAAAAACCAUUGGUACAGAGCUAAGAGAAAGAACGGAUGAUUCAAAGAAGAGCACACAUAAAGAAAUGCAGAGGAAAGCUCCAGUAAUUGAAGAGACGGUGGUCCCAUUGGUGCAUGAAGCUUUUAGCACAAGAGAGAUGGGUGAAGCCCAAGAUGCAACUGAGUCAGACGAGUCUCCCUCUGCAAUUCAAAUGGAAGAGAUUCCUACAGCUAAAGUGUCCAUGGUUUGGGAAAGGAAGAGUUCACCUAAAAGGAAGGCUAGUGAGCGGACAGCUGUAGCUGUGUUGGAGCUCAGGCUGGAGGAAGCUCAUGGAAAGCCCAGCUCUGAAGGAAUGGACUCUGAGGAGCCAGAGAUGGAGAGUCUUUGCCCACAGCUGGAUUCACUGGCUGUAAACGCUGAGAAGAAUGAAGCUACCGCUCCAGUUGCCUAUAUAGGCACCACUUGUUCUCAAGAGCUUUUGGACCUGUACACUCUAAAUCUGCAUCGCAUUGAUAAAGACGUUCAGCGCUGUGACCGAAAUUACUGGUAUUUUACUCCUGCUAACUUGGAAAAAUUGCGCAACAUCAUGUGCAGUUAUAUCUGGCAGCACCUGGAAAUUGGAUAUGUCCAGGGCAUGUGUGACCUGCUCGCUCCCUUGCUAGUUAUUCUAGAUGAUGAGGCCAUGGCUUUUAGUUGUUUCACUGAACUAAUGAAAAGGAUGAAUCAAAAUUUUCCUCAUGGAGGUGCGAUGGACAAACACUUUGCCAAUAUGAGAUCUCUCAUCCAGAUUCUAGACGCAGAGCUGUUUGAGCUAAUGCAUCAGAACGGAGACUACACACACUUCUACUUCUGCUAUCGCUGGUUUCUUCUUGACUUUAAAAGAGAGUUGGUGUAUGAUGAUGUGUUUGCUGUUUGGGAGGUCAUCUGGGCGGCUAAGUGUGUCUCCUCCAGUCAUUUUGGGCUCUUCAUUGCACUUUCAUUGGUGGAGAUAUACAGAGACAUCAUACUAGAAAACAAUAUGGACUUCACAGACAUCAUCAAGUUUUUCAAUGAAAUGGCUGAGCAUCACAAUAUCAAGCAAAUUCUGACUCUGGCUCGAGACCUGGUUUGCAAAGUGCAGACGCUUAUAGAGAACAAGUAACUCUGAAACCUCUCACCUCUGUUGUUUAAAUCAUGUUCACAGUGUAACCCAUCAGCCCUUGCUACAAAACAACAGGGAAUAUUUGGCCAAAGCUUAAUGAGAUUCAUGGUAACAUUGCCAAUGCCAAACUUCUUGAUCUGCCUGCAAUCGGUCAGUGUGCGAUUUUAAUAGACUGCUCUGGUUCUUUAAUCAGGUUUUCCUGAACAUCUUAGUACAUCAAAUUUUAUAAGCAGAUGCUGCUAAUGAGUGGUCAUUCACUGUUUGACAUGGAUUUUCCUCCUGUGUCUAAAAUGCAGUUAGGAUUACCAGUCACUAGUGACUCAUGGGCUCUGUUCCAAAACCUAGUGAGCUGCCUUGCUGUCUACUGCCUACAUAAACUGAAGCUGAACAUCACAAGUGACUGAUUUGUUUCCAACUUGAUUCAAGUAGAAUUUGGUGUUAGUAUGUUUUUUUUCAAGUUAAUAUAAUGACACAUACUGUACAUAGCACUCACACACAUUCUGGGUAGAACAGUCAGUUAAAAUCAGAUUUAAAGGCACAAUGUGUGAGUUUUCACCACUAGAGGGUGCAUAUUCAAAAACAAACAAAGGCGAAGUUUGAUGACACCGUGAGUGAGUGUGGAAUUAUGGGAGUUGUCGUCUUCAACCCUGUCUAAUAAAAAACAUAACAUAUUAAAGCAUCUUCAUGUUUUCUAAAAAAACAAAACCAGGAAUCAGAAUAUAUUGCGUCAUUUGGCAGGUGACACAAUGUCACUAUGGACACGGUCUGUGUCUCUAGUUAAAAUUGCUUAUUUCUCUGGAUUUAAACAUUUUUCUAAAAUUUGGGAUUAUGUUAGUAUACAUAUAUAUCACUGUUCUAGUGGUUUUUGCAUAUUUUAAAAAAUCUUACAUAUUGUGCUUUAAAACUUUAUUGAUACAUGCCAAUGAAAACAAGUAUUUUUAAACAUUUCCUUCAUUCAUGUCAUGCUGCCUUAAUAUUUGACCAGUAGAACAUAUCUUAGAAAGCAGCAUCAUGUUGCAGAAAUGUGCCUAUGAUGCCUUAAAAUGCUGCCUUUGUAGGCAGCUCACUAGGUUUUUAGACAGAGCAAUAGUUCAGAAGUUCAGGUCAGGUGCAUUUUAUUGCUAAGAGACGCUCACACUAGAUUUCAUGCUGCAUUUGCUUUCACAUAUAUGGAGUGCACAUGUACACUGCUGUUCAAAAGUUUGGGAUCAGUCUGGUUUUUUUUUUAAGUUUUUGGAAGUCCCAUGCACACCAAGUCAGCAUUUAUUUGAUUAAAAAAUGCAGUAACAACAGGACUGUAAAAAUAAUAUUAAAAAACUUUUCUAUUUUAAUUUAUUUAAGAAUGUAAUUUAUUCUUGUGAUGGCAAAACUGAAUUUUUGCUUAAUAUAUUUGUGGAGAAUGCUAAUGAACAUAAUUUAUUUUUUUCAUAUAAAUCUUUUGUAACAUUAUAAAUGUAUUUACUGUCAGUUUUGAUGCAUCAAAUUAUUCCUUUGUGAAUAACAGUAUUUUUAUUUUUUUAAAAAGCUGACCUUAAAACCUUUUGAACAGUAGUGUAUUCAUAGAUUGUACUUUAUACAAAUUUACAUUAAAAAGAGGUUUGAUUUGUAAUGCCAUGGAAAACUGUAGUAGAUUUAUGUAGCAGAUAAUAUAUGUAUUAUAUUUAAACAUUUCAUUUUAUUUAUAAUUUAUUAAAAAACAGAAGCCAGAGAGUACGAUACGUUGUUACAGAUAUAAAGGAUGAUUUUUCUUGCCUAAAAUCUAGUGUGACCGCCUUCGUAAAGCUUCUGUAUGACUUUACUAGUAUUCUGAUGUGCCACUUUUAAUAUUAUAUGGAUUUUCUUGUGCUUUUAGUCGUUUCUGAAACCUGCUUAUUUCCGAGUCAGUGUUUACUGUGAGUUGUUUCAUUCAAUCAGAUCAGGUUAUCAUAUCACACAGUAAAUUAUUAGACAAUACCAAGGAAUGCCUCUAGGUAUUAGAUUUAGAACAGAGAAAAAAUUGUGCGUAAGUUUCUUCUCUUUGUGUUACAGAACUGAAUAAUAAUUUGGGGGUUUUCAUGGGUUUAUGUCAUGUUUGAGUCAGUACUGUGUUCCAGUGCAUUGGUGUCAUGUUUUCAGUCAGCUUAUGAAUACCUGGCAUUAGGAUUUGAUGUUUGUGUGUGUGUGUGUGUGUGUGUGUGUGUGUGUGUGUGUGUGUGUGUGUGUGUGUGUGUGUGUGUGUGUGUGUGUGUGUGUGUGUGGACAGCUCACAAUCACUACCACAAGGCCUUGUCUGCUUGAUGUAUUCUUGCUGUUUGUGGACUGUACAGAAAAUAUGUUACAUGCUAUAUUUAUUAUAUAGAGAGAAUCUAUAUUAUUAACUUUGGUGUCGUUGCCUACAUGGUUUUCAGAAUGGACACUAAUAUUCACACGAAAUGAAACUCAUCAGUGCUCUUAUUUAUUUUUCCUUACGAAAUUGUUGUAUAAAAUGUACAUUGCGUUUCUUCUUCCACACUAACCACACUCCUCUGGUAUGGAUCUAAUAUUAUAACGUUGUAAUCACAAUGAAUUGUUGAUCCUAUGAUCAAACCAGUACAGCUACGGGUCUGAAACCACAAUGAGGUGCAAUCAGAAAGUGUAUCGAAUCACAAGUAUAAUUAUUCAUAUGUUUGAUCUUUAACACAAGGCUAAAAAUGACCAUUUAAGCAAGAAUAGUAAAGCAGAUCAAAAUCAAAGUGUAUUCCAAACUUCUGUGAACACAUGAAUUUGCAUCUAAUCUGCAGAAUCUAUGUGAUCCUGAAAUGAGCAGGUGUUAAUAAUUCUGCUGCUUCGAAUCUUGUUGAUUUCUUCAUGUGCAAAAUAUAUUCUGAAAUAGAAGAAAAAAAACAAAUUUAUAUAAUUUGUAUGUGUUGUUCCGUAUUUAUUUAUAUCUGAAUGUAUGCAUUUUGUCUGUUUUUAUUGUGAAUGUUCUUGCUACACUGUGGUCAAUCACUACAAAGUGUUAAAAUCUAAAUAUAUAUUAAAUGGUAAAUGUACUUAUUUAAAAAAACUAAAUAAAAUGGAAUUGUUCUUAUUUUUCCAACAAA